AUGAUACUGAAAGACCUAGAAGCCGUGGAUAAACCAGUUAAGAAGGAUCCGGAGGAAAGUACAACUGUGUCAUCGCCCGGUGUUGUUAGGAUUCCUGCUCAGCAAAAUCCAGUACCUGCCUCUCCUCAUAUGUCCGACCAACGCUCAAUUCCUUCAAGACUUGAGCAGUCCCCAUAUGUUUCUCCUUCUGGUGUGCAUAGUUUACAUACUGCAAAUGGUGAUCUUACGACACUCAACACUAUGAGUGGAAUGCACACAGUUGCCGGUGCGAAUAUGAUUGGUUCAUAUAAUCCUACAGCUGUCAGUUUGGCAGCUAGUCUCGCUGCAGCAGCGACAGCUACCUCACGGGUGCUUACUACUACGAAGACUGAAUUAGGGGCACCUUUAUGCUCGGGGUCUGUAGGUGGUAUUUUGCCGAUAAAUUCCGAUGUACUCGGAGUAAAAGCGAGCGUUGCGGAGGGACAGCAGUUUGUUUCAGGGAAUCAGCCCGUCACUUCAGAUUGGCAGUCGAACAUGAUUUCAUCAGGUUACAAUUCCUCACCUUCUCCGAUCGGUAUGGCUACAGGGAGUCGUGCUCGAAACGAGACCGAUGACAGUUCCCAUAAGCGGCAAGUUCGACUGCUUAAGAAUAGGGAGGCAGCAAAAGAAUGCCGAAGGAAAAAGAAGGAGUAUGUGAAAUGCCUGGAAAAUAGGGUUUCAGUGCUUGAGACUCAAAAUAAAGCACUUAUUGAGGAACUUAAAACGCUUAAGGAACUGUAUUGCAGGAAAGAAAAAACUGAGUUGUGA
This is a messenger RNA of Enterobius vermicularis (human pinworm), 786 nucleotides long. The record is from the annotation of a GenBank genome assembly. Lineage: Eukaryota; Metazoa; Nematoda; Chromadorea; Rhabditida; Oxyuridae.